Molecule: messenger RNA, 5109 nt
Organism: Centruroides sculpturatus (bark scorpion)
Lineage: Eukaryota; Metazoa; Arthropoda; Arachnida; Scorpiones; Buthidae
Exons: 4
Coding region: 302-4909 (1535 amino acids)
Biological process (GO): Notch signaling pathway; membrane protein ectodomain proteolysis
Cellular component (GO): plasma membrane
Molecular function (GO): metalloendopeptidase activity
Source: RefSeq, a predicted model, not a curated record
AACGCCACAGCACCGAAACACUUAAUUUCAACACACUCGAAAAAUGUUUUUAUAUUACAUAUUAUUAUUAUUAUUAUAUUAGAUUGUAUGUUGUACUGUACGUUAUUAAGAAAACUUUGUAAGAAAUAAUUUUCACGUGAAUUCCAAUUAAAAAAUAAUCUGGCAACUCGUUCUACGUGAAGAGUUCUACUUGAAUUUGUUCCAUGAAAGAAAAAAAUAGAACAUUGUGAAUUUUUAUCUUUAAGUGACUUUCAUCAUUUAAUAACAGAAAAUACGAAUUAUUUUAAAUUGUCGUGACAAAAUGUCGUAUUUUAUGACGAUUUAUUUUAUCUUAUUCUUCUGUUUAACCGGUUUUAAUGAUAAAAUGGAAGCGUCCGUUCCUCGAAGGUAUCCCGUUCCAUUUCUUAAGAACUAUGAAAUUCUGUAUCUUUCCAGAUCUAAGAACGAAAGCAACAUUAAAACAGGAAGACAGAUGAUGACAUUCAGAAGAGAGCGUAGUUUAAAUAAGAAGAAAGUAAAUUUAGAAUUUUUUGCCUUCCGUCGCCAUUUUCGUAUUGUCGCAGAACCAUCAAUGGAGGAUGUGGUGGCUGUGGACACAUUAGUACAAUUUUACGAUGCAAACAGCAGUGAAAUAUCAAAACUAAAUGAUCUUGGAGUUGAAGUGUACAAGGGUGUACUAAUAGAUGUUCCUCAAUCAUUUGUAAUUGGAUAUUUUAACAAUGGAAUCUUUCAGAGUGUCAUUCAAUGGCAAGAAAUAUUAUAUAAUAUUGAACCCGCAUCAAAUUAUAUUAACGAUCAAGUAAAUUUUGAUGCUGUUAUCUAUAGAGAUUCGGAUAUAAUUGCUGAUGAAAGUAAUUACUUAAAAUGUAAUAAUUUGGAAAGAAUUAAGAGGCAUAUAAUUAACAGUAAAUCUUCAUUUCGUAAUUGGAGAAACAGAAACGACAGGAAUAAUUUUAGUUUUACUAAAAAAGUUUGUACGAUAGAAAUGGUUAUUGAUCCUACAUUAUAUAAUGUUGAUGGAAAUUCCAUCAAUUAUUUGUUACACGAAAUGAGCGCUUAUGUACAGUUUGCAGAUAAGAUUUUUCGUAAUGCAGACUUCAACAGAAAUUCUUUACCAGAUAAUAUUGGCCUUCAGUUGAAAAAGAUUACAGUUUUUAAGGACUGGAAAAACGAAAAUUACCCUUUCAAAGCUACAGUUAUGCAAAAAUAUGCGAGAGCUUCAACUUUGUUACAAGAAACUGGAAAUUAUCAGAAUGAGUUUUGUUUAGUACACUUUUUUGUUCAUUGUUUCUUCAAACAUUUCAGAGGAGGGAUAGCACGAAUAGGAUCGAUAAGUGGAAAUGGCAUUUGUAUGAAUUCCAAAGUAGAUAAUAUCUCUAGAAAUACUGGAAUUACUUCGACUAAAAUCGGUGCUAGAAUGAGACCCCGUUUAGAAAUCGCAUUGUCAUUCGCUCAUGGUAUAGGGCAUGGUUUCGGUGCAUUUCACGAUUACAAUACGAAUUCGAAUAUUUCUAAGAAUACAGAGACAUUCCUUAUGCACAAUAUUAUUAAUCCAAAUUCAAAAACUAAAAUAUUUUUAUCUAAUUAUAGUAUAGAGUCUAUAUCAUCGUUGAUUCAUAGAAGAGGUGCUUGGUGUUUGAGUAAGCUAGAAAUACCAAAAUGUGGAAAUGGUAUCACUGAAUCAGGAGAAGAAUGCGACUGUGGCCCGAAAGAGAACUGCGAUAAUGUGGAUCCUAAUUGUGCUCCUGAAGGAAGUGUGAAUGAUAUACCUUGCUUCAUAAGAAGAAGCCAAAAUAAAAGUUGUAGCUCCAGAGAAUCGCCUUGUUGUACUCUGGAUGGGCAAAUAAUAUCAAGAGAGGAGUAUAAAAUAUGCACUUCUCAUUUGGAGCAAUGCUUAGAUGUAGUUUAUUGUGAUGGAUGGUCGCCCGAAUGCGAAAGAAGAACUUUAAUAUCGAAUGGCGAAUAUUGUGCUGGCUAUUCACGAACUUGUCUUAAUGGAAUUUGUAAUGCAAGUGUUUGUUAUCAUCGUUUUCACUUGGAAGAAUGCGAAUGUAGAUCUAAUCCGUGCGAUAUCUGCUGCUUAAAGGAUAAGAAAUGUCAGUCUCUUACACAGUUACGAGUAGGAGUUGCUGAAAAUAUUCUCUUUAGGAAACAUCUUGGAGAGUUUUGUCUGGAUGGGAGCGGAUAUUGUAAUCAUGAUUCGGAAUGUAUACUUUUCAAGCCAAAAUAUCAUCCAUUUGAUGUCAUAGAAAAUUAUCUCUCUCUAAUUUUCUUCGUCAUUCUUCUCUUGUUAGUUUUAAUUUGUUUAAUUAUAUUAGGAGUAAUUAGUGUUAGACGUUAUUUGAAGAUUCGUUUAGUGAAGAAUUUUCAAAAUUUGCUGAAAACAUUUGAAAAUAAUUUUCGUGAAGACUUAAAUUUAUUAGAAGAACGCAAUAGAAAGAAAUUUUUACGUCUAGCUGUAUUAUUCCCGACAUUAUCUCUUCAAAAUAUCUCAAAUAUGCUGAAGAAAUUUGACGACGAGCAUAUUAUAGCUGUGGAAAUAAUAUUAAAUGGGAUACCAAUAAGAAAUAACUUUUCUAAAAAUCUAGAAAUCCCAAGUAGAAAACCUUACAAAGUUUUAAAAACAUUAAAAUCUGAUUCUGAUUUAAUUCCAUCAUCAAAAGUUACACUGACUGAAACUCUUGAUAAAGAGAUUGAUUCCAUUCGUAUUAUUUCUCCGAAGUCUGAUGAUUCCGAAAUUGUAAUUGAUACUGAUGAAAUCAAACAUGAAUCAAGAUACGAUAAAUUUAAAAAUAUUUUAAAAGAGAAAACAAGCAAAGUAAAAAACAUUAUGAAAACCAAACCUUACAAAAUUCCAAAAUCACACGAACCAUCUAUUUUUAAAAGAUUAUUUGCUUCAAGAAAGAUUGUCCCCGGGAAAAUGGAAUCUGAAGAGUCUUUACCAUCAUUAUCGCAUCUUAAAGUAACAGAAGAAACAAAAUUUCCAGAAGAAGAUGAUAACGAAAAGUCUCUAUCACCAAUUGUAGAAUAUGAAGAAUCUAUAUUUAAAGAAGAAUUACCAUCAAAAUUAUCCAAAGAUAUUUCAGAAAUUAUUCCUGAGAAAGCAGUUUCAGACGCAUAUGAAGAAGAGCAACGACAGAAAUAUAUAGAUAGAGUUUCUGAAAUUUUAUCACCUGAUAUUAAAGUUACACCUCAAAGAUCUAAAGAAGUGUUUACAGUUAAAGAUGAAGUAAAAAAUGAAGAAAUUAAAUCUGCAACUGAGCCAUUAGAACAUGAAGAACUUGGCACAAAAAUGACACGAGAGGAGCUUGAACAGGAUAAAACGAUCAGCGAAGAAUCUAAAACGAUAUCGUUUAUACCUAAAGAAAUUUUACCAGAAGACGAGGAAAGCCAGAAACCUGAAAUUAUUAAAAUUAAACCUACUGGAAAAAGUAUAAUUAAAAGAUUGUUUUCUAGCGAUACGUUUGAACCAUCGUCUGCUGAAGUAACAGAUGAAGAAAUUUCCCCUGAUAAAACUAGAACUACACCGAGUACAUCUGCUGAGCAAGAACGAUUAAUAUCACUUUCAGAAAUCCCUGCAACAAGUAAAGAUUAUUUACAAAAAAAGCCUGUUGAAAAAAUUUCGAAACGAAAAUCUGAAGACAAAGAAAAAAGAGAAUUUCCUUUUUUUCGAAAGCGAAAAGUUUUAUUGAAAAGCAGUGAGACUCCUUCAUUUGAAGAUGCCACAAAAGUUAAAAGAAAGGGCAUUAUCGAUUACAUUCCAAAAUUUUUACAAUAUUAUGUAGCUCCCAAAAGAAAGGGAAAAGUAGUCUUUCCGGAUGAGAGUAAAUCAUCUACUGAAACAUACAAUGAAAUCAUAUCUAAAAUAGAUAAAGAAUCUGAUUUAACACCAAUCAUUCCUGUAUCACCGAUGAUAAAAUCUGAACUUGAAGUUACUGAAAUAGAUGAACUCCAAAAGCCUGAAGAUAAAAUUACAAAACCUGAUAAAUAUUUCUCUGAUAUAAGCAGCCUUGAGCCGGAUAAAGAAAGACGAUUAAAAGUUACUAAAUUUAAGAAAGGAAUUCCAUCUGAUACAAUAGCAUUUCCCGAAAAAAUUAGUGAGCCUGCCAAAAAAGUUAAAUUCGAAGAUAAGAAGUACUCUCCUCAGGAUGUUCGAGAAAUUAAAUCCCGAUACAAAAGAUCCAGGCGUGAUAAAGAUUCAUCAGAAUCAUUGCACAAACGAACUAUUCGAAGAAGAAGAAGUAUAUCUGAAAAACCAUCAGAAGAUAAACGAAAACAAUAUAAGAAGAGACGUACAGAUAUACAAUUAUGGGAUACAUCAGAUGAAACUGAAGAGGAAGAGGCAAUUUCUGAAAAACAGAAAGAUGUACUUCCGCCCAUAACUCGUAAAUCUAAAGUAAAACUCUAUAAAUUUAGAGGGUGGCCCAUACCUUCAUCGUCAAGCGGAUCAGACGAACAGUUUGAAUCAUCAUUGUUCGGACCUAAAAGUUUCAUUCGGACAAUUACUGAACCUUUCAGCAAUGGAGUACCUGUAAUAUCCGAUGAUUCCCUAGAAACUGUUAAAAUCAUCUCUGAUAAAAUAAGCAAACCUGUGAUAAGUGAACCUAAAACACCCUUAAAUGUCAUCGUUGAUAUUCCAGUUUCAACACAAAUGUCCGAACCUUCAACUUCUACAGGGAUUAGUGAAGAUAGGUCUGUAGAUUCACGUGUAACACUCAAAAAGAAGAAAAUACCAAAAUACAGAUCCCAAAUUAGACAGAAACAAUAUUCUAGAAGACUUUCACCAAGACCAUUAUCUCCAAGAAGUACGUCAUCCAGAGAAAGAAAAGAAAAAUUAAAGGUAAAACCAAAGAGAAAGAUGAAACGUCGUUAUGCAAAGCCGAAACAAAGAAACUGGUCGAAACUGUAAUAUGAGGAAAUUUCUAAAACACUUUUAUAUUAGUAAAUAGAUGCUUAAUGAAUAAAAACACUCACAAACCUGACGAUUAUUCUAGAUAUCAAUUUUGUAAUACAUUUAAGUAAUAAUUUAUAUAGAAAUCAAAUAUAAAUUCACAUUCAAAUAAGUGUUAUUGUAUAAACAAAUAAUUGUUAUUGUAUAAACAAACAAUU